AUGGAGGGUAAUACCGUACCAUUUCCUAAGGCUUUAAUUAAUUCGGAAACAAAAGUCGUUAAUAAACGGGGCCCACAACAGGACGAGAUGUGGGAAGUUUUUAAACAAGUGAAAAUUAAUCUCCCGUUAUUAGACGCAAUCAAGCAGGUUCCGGCAUAUGCAAAAUAUUUGAAAGAGCUUUGCACCCAAAAACGGCACAACAAAUUUCCGAAAAAGAUAGCUUUAACCGAAAAAGUUAGUGCCGUUUUGUCGGGUGAGCUUCCACCAAAGCUCCGAGAUCUAGGUGCUCCUCUAAUCCCCAUUCAAGUGGGUGAAUUUAAGAUGAGUCGAGCCUUGCUGGAUUUGGGAGCAAGUGUUAGCAUCUUACCGGGAAGUUUAUACGAUCAAUACGACUUCGGACCAUUGAAACAAGCCGACACCACCGUGGUGUUGGCCGACUUGAUGUUGAAACUACCCCGGGGGAUCUUACGUGAUGUCAUUGUCAAAGUUGACGAGUUUUAUUACCCAGUUGACUUUUUGGUUUUAGACUACGUGCAAAUUGAAAAUACUAAACAACCUAAUGUCAUACUUGGUAGACCAUUUUUAGCAACCGCUAAUGCACUAAUCGAUUGUAGAAAUGGUACGGUUGACAUCACGUUUGGAAAUCGUAAGGUCCGAUUAAAUGCUUUUGCCCGAGCAUCUGAUUCUCUAGUCAAUGAUGAAUGCUUUAUGGCGGACAUUAUUGACGGGUGUUAUCCUCACGAAAGUGGGGAAUGCACUAUAGAGACGUGUUUUGUUUGUGACAGGGAUUUGGCGGAAAUAGAGGUGGAAUUGGAAUAUGCGGAAGAAGAGUUGGAGGUGAUGGCUGCCAAGGAAUUGAAGCCGACUUGGACGCAUCAAGUCGAGAAUUUACCGGAUCAUAUUGACACUCAAUUGAAGCCAUCACUUGAGUCACCUCCAUAA
Messenger RNA from Helianthus annuus (common sunflower), 942 nucleotides. RefSeq lists its product as uncharacterized. Bases 1 to 942 code for a protein of 313 amino acids. NCBI's taxonomy places the organism in Eukaryota, Viridiplantae, Streptophyta, Magnoliopsida, Asterales, Asteraceae. The transcript has a single exon. The record is from RefSeq and is a predicted model, not a curated record.